AUGCGGCCAAUUGAGCGUUUUGGGGCCGCAACUUGCGUUCUUCUGACGAUGUUAUGGAUCAUCAGCGAGGUGAGAACAAUCCAGAUUCGGUGGCAGGACUAUCUAUCCAGUCGUGGGCCGAGUCAAGCGCGUGCUAAAGGGACUGUCACACGAUGGCAUGCCUCCUCCACUGGUCAUAGACGUCCUUCAAUAUCUGAUCUUGCGCCGUCGCGCGGAGACGGAAUUGGCUCGUUGCAAAUUAAAAUCGACGAGGUGGCGAGCGCGGAUAUCAUGGAAAUGGAUCGGAUCAUUGUGGUUGGAAAAAUGAAACACGAGCAGACGGGCUGGAUUGCAAAUGAACUGCCUGAAUGGCGCCGGGCAAUCUACACAGUCGACGACCCCACAGCACCGCUGCGAGUAACCAAGAACAAAGGCAAAGAAGCCAAUGUAUACUUACGCUACAUCAUCGACCACUACCACAACCUCCCAUCCACAAUCGUAUUCCUCCACAGCCACCGCGACGGCUGGCCCGAAGCAUGGCACACGGAGUUUGAAGAACACAGCAACGUGAACACCAUCCAGCUGCUACAGACAGAAUUCGUCCAACAGAACGGCUACGCCAACUUACGCUGUAACCUCAGUCCUGGCUGUCCGGAUGAAAUCCGCCCAUUUCGCGAGCCCAGGGACGAGUCGCGGUUAUCGGAGAUUGCGUUCGCCGAUGCGUGGCAGGGACUCUUCAAUAGCACCGAUGUUCCGGAGAUCGUCGCGUCGCCGUGCUGUGCGCAGUUCGCGGUGUCGAGAGACCAGGUGUUGAAGCGUCCGCUUGGCAGCUAUGUGCGCUAUCAUCGGUGGCUCAUGGAUACGAAUCUACCGGAUGAUAUCAGUGGGAGGGUGAUGGAGUAUAUGUGGCAUAUCAUCUUUGGGCAGGAUCCAGUUUAG
This is a messenger RNA of Aspergillus melleus, 918 nucleotides long. Its product is annotated as DUF3431 domain-containing protein. The coding region runs from base 1 to 918 and encodes 305 amino acids. The transcript has 2 exons. The record is from RefSeq and is a predicted model, not a curated record. Lineage: Eukaryota; Fungi; Ascomycota; Eurotiomycetes; Eurotiales; Aspergillaceae.